Messenger RNA from Chaetomium strumarium, 3877 nucleotides. RefSeq names its product armadillo-type protein. Bases 457 to 3378 code for a protein of 973 amino acids. Lineage: Eukaryota; Fungi; Ascomycota; Sordariomycetes; Sordariales; Chaetomiaceae. Gene Ontology annotation, molecular function: small GTPase binding. Gene Ontology annotation, cellular component: cytoplasm. Gene Ontology annotation, biological process: protein import into nucleus. The record is from RefSeq and is a predicted model, not a curated record. The transcript is spliced from 6 exons.
UGUUCAGAAAUCUGGCGGAGCACUUGCGUCGGCGAGCCGAUCGCCUGGUAUUUUAGGCAGCUGGUCCGUGCCCGCCCCUCUUUUCAAGCACGGUGCUUCCUUGGUGGGGCAUUGCCAUCAGCGGCAGCCUGACGUUUUCUGCUUGUCCGGCGCUUGGGGCCGCCUGCCAUGAUUGUUGACACUCAACCACGCAAACCAUCUCACCUCGCCUUCUCUCCACUGCCUUCCGCGCUGAAGCCAGUACCGCAGGGUCUCCCAAGGCAACUGCAUCCUCGACAGCACCUCCUUCCCCGCGCGCUUUGUCGAGCUUCGUCUUUCACGCAGUCAGUGGGGGAGUCAAGCAGGAAGGAGGGGCAGAUCGGUACCACGGAUACAGCUCCCGGGAUUGUCGCAUAGACGACGCUUGCGAUAUCCGCGACUCCGCUCCUACCUCGUCUUUAACAUACUACAGCCGUCAUGAUGGCUUCGAACGGCGCUCAGGAAAGCUUCGCCGUCCCGAACGUGCUGGCAGCCAUGCUGACCAUGCGGAGCGGAGAUCCUGAGAAGAAGAAGGUCGCGGUCGACUAUCUGGGCAGGUUUCAGAAAUCGAACGACGCUUGGACGACAACGAUAUCCAUCCUCCAAAACUCGACCGAGGCGGAAGCGCAGCUGUUCGCCGCAACAACUCUGAAGGGCAAGAUCACAUACGAUCUCGCAACUCAAAUCUCGGAGGGCGACCUACCUGCGCUGCGCAGCCAGAUCCUGCUGCUACUCAAGAAGUUCGCCGGGGGCCCCAAACCCGUCCGGGUCCAGCUAUGUGUGUGCCUGGCGAUUUUGGCCAUUCAGAUGCAGACAUGGAAGGAUGUCCUGCCCACCGUUGUCUCAGCGCUCGGGAACGACGUUGCGAGUCACGCCUGCAUCCUCGACUUCCUGCGCGUGCUUCCGGAAGAGGUCACCGAAGGCCGAAAGAUCACCUUGUCUGAAGAAGACCUCACCCAGAGGACAUCAGAGCUGCUGGCAGACAAUGCCGAACAGGUAGUGCAGCUGCUCGUCAACUACGCACAGUCUUCACCUGCUGCCGCAACCAACCCACAGCUCUUUGAGUGCAUCAGCUCAUGGCUCCGGGAGGUGCCUGUCAGCGUCAUCGUCAACUCAACCCUGAUGAACGCUGUUAUGCAUGGGGUAACGGACGACAAGUCGCUGCAGGCCGCCGCCGAGUGCCUAGGGAUCAUCUGCAGGGAAACGAAGGACGUAGAUGACAACUACGAGACCAUCCAAGCCUUGCUGCCCAGGGUUCUUGAGCUCAGGCCGCGCAUUCAGGCUUUGGUAGACGAGGACGACACCGAGGGGUUCAAGGCGAUCACUAGGGUGUUUGCAGAUGCUGGCGAGUCGUGGGUCUUGAUCAUAGCCCGCCAACCGCAGCAUUUCCGUCCCCUUGUCGACUGUCUACUGGAGUGCUGCGCAAGGGAUAAGGAGCGAGACGUCAUUGGCUACACCUUCAACUUCUGGUACGAGCUGAAGCAGUAUCUCACGCUCGACCACUACAUGGAGGCGCGGGUGCAGCUCGUCGACGUCUACGCGAAGCUUGUCGACAUUCUGCUCACGCAGCUCGAGUACCCGCACUCCGACAAUCCGAACGAGCUUGACCUCUUCGAUGGUGACCGGGAGCAGGAGGAGAAGUUCCGCGAGUUCCGUCACCACAUGGGGGACACACUCAAGGAUGCAUGCGAGGUUAUGGGUGUGGCUGCCUGCCUGAGCAAGGUACAUGACGCAAUCAAGCUCUGGCAGGAGAAGUACGGCAGCCAAGCGACGCCGACGUCGGUUCCCCAUUGGCAGUCGCUCGAAGCUCCUCUGUUCGCGAUGCGGGCGAUGGGCCGCAUGGUGGACUCACACGACAGCAGUGUUCUACCUCAGAUUUUCCCACUCCUGGUGCAGAUUCCGAUCAGCAAUGAGAAGCUGCGGUUCGCCGCCAUCAUGGUCUUUGGCCGAUACACCGAAUGGACGGCAGCGCAUCCGGAGUUCCUUGAGCCACAAUUUCAAUACAUCGUCUCGUCCUUCCAGGCCGAGUCGCAGGAGAUCCUCCGCGCGGCUGCGCAGGCCUUCAUGUACUUCUGCGUCGACUGCAAGCAGCUCCUCGGUCCUCAGGUUCUCCAGCUGCAGGUAUUCUACGACCAGAUCCUCGAUAAGCUGCCCGUGUCCAGCAAGGAGGAAAUUACAGAGGGCGUCGCCUACGUUGUUGGUGUCCAGAAGGCCGAGGACUUGUACAAGCUCCUCAAGCUCUAUGCCGACCCCCUCGUACAGCGAUUGAUGGUCAAGGCCAACAAUGCGACCGAGAACAAGGCGAAACUCGACCUUGCCGACCAUAUCAACCUCCUCACCUACUUCGUGCAGCACGUUGUGCCAUAUAUCCCGAGCAACGCCGAGAACCCCGCGGUAAAGUACUGGCAAGAGGUGUUCCCCAUCUUGUCCACCAUCCUUGAGAACUUUAUCGACUUUGUUCCCAUUUGCGAGCGGGUCUGCCGUUGCUGGCGGUUUAUGGUCAUCUCAUAUCGGGCGGCCAUCACACCUCUAUUGGGCCCGCUUGCCAACAAGCUGGCAGAAGGGUUUGCACGGUCCAAGCAAGGCUGCUUCCUCUGGGCCACGAGCGCGAUUCUUCGCGAAUUCUCCGAAGACAGGGAGCACGUGGACGAGGGGAUCACCGACAACAUCUACAUAUUCUUCGAGGCGCAGGCGACGAGUGUGCUCCGCACCAUGAGCGACCUGCCGCCUGCCGACCUUCCAGACGUUAUCGAGGACUUUUACCGCCUUCUUAUCGACGCCCUCCUCUACUACCCGACCAAACUCAUCCCGUCACCCCUAUUUACGCCCAUCUUCCAGGCGGCCAUCUCCGCCCUGGCCCUGGAGAAGCAGGAGCCCGUUUCUGCUGCACUGCACUAUAUCCGGGACCUGCUCACCUACGGCGGCCCGAACCCCGCCGGGUCCGGCAGCGAGCUCGGCGCAGCAGGCGAGCAGUUGCGCGGGAUCGUCAAGCAGCUGCUCCUCACGCAGGGCGAAGCGCUGAUUAAGCAGACGCUGGCCGGCAUGAUGAUCACGUUCCCGCGCGACUGCUUCGCCGACGGCAGCGGCGUGCUGCUGGGCAUGUUCGAGCUGCUGCCGGCCGAGACGACCCAGUGGGUCGACCGCACCAUCCGCAUGCUUCCGCAGGGCACCAUCACGCCCGCCGAGGCCGACCGCCUGAUGGCCAAGAUCCGUGAGAAGCUGCAGGGCACCGACGUCGCUAGUGUCCGGCAGAUCCGCGUACUCCUGCAGGAUUUCACGAAUACCUACAGGCGGCGGUACGUAGCGCCCCGCGACGGGCUGGGCCAGCUCGAGGCGGCGCGCUUCCACUUUGCGGGCUAGCGGCCACCGAAUGGGCGGAGGAGGCAUUGUGUGCAUGCGGGAUGGGAGGUUCCUCCUGUCUAGUCCGCGGUGUCGAGUCAACGUGGGUGCUGAAGAUACACGUUCCGCACAAUGUCGAGGGAAGGGAAUUUAGGUUGGAGGGUUGUGGAGUAAUGUCUGCAGAGGCGCGGAGGAUCAUGCAUUAGACGGAACGGCGGGUGAAUGGAAACGACGACGUGCUGGGCUGGGAAAGUGAACGACGAUUGCGUUCGGGGCUGCUUCGAGGAAGCAAUGGAUGUAGAUGGGUUAUGUUAGUAGGCAGAAUACCUUACCCUUAUUUAGGCACUUGGUGUUGAUGGAUGGUAUACCGCGAGAUGACAGGGCCUGGAUUUACAGGAAAUCAAAAGUGAGGGGGGGCACUCAUGAUGGGUAUGGGAGGGGGGGAGCGCAUAUCAAACCAUCUUUAGGAAGACCAGGUAUUAGUAGCACGAUAUCCCACUUUGGAGAACAUAAGAUCGGU